Messenger RNA from Lepidothrix coronata (blue-crowned manakin), 1341 nucleotides. It is a transcript of the gene CD8A, whose product is annotated as CD8a molecule. The coding region runs from base 139 to 1341 and encodes 400 amino acids. The transcript is spliced from 7 exons. The record is from RefSeq and is a predicted model, not a curated record. NCBI's taxonomy places the organism in Eukaryota, Metazoa, Chordata, Aves, Passeriformes, Pipridae.
GAGCACCGUCUCUUUGCCCAAGAGGGUCUUGAUGACAUCACAUCCUCCCCAAAGUGAGAUGCAGCCUCCAAAGUCAAGAAAGAACGAUCAUCUCAGCUGCACUGCACCGUCUCCAAGGACAGACACCCCCAGCAGAAGAUGGACGGGUCUCCUGCCCUGCUCCUCCUGCUCGCUCUGGGAUUCUGCUAUCCCGGAAUCCAUGGCCAGAUGUAUGAGAUGAAGAUCAGGUUUCGCAACAGCAUCACCCAGCUCCGGGUGGGACAGCGGCUGGAACUGGAGUGUCAGACUGACAAGAAGGACAGUGGCAUGUUCUGGGUCCGCCAGGACAAGAGUGGGACCCUUCACUUCAUUGUCUUCAUCUCUUCCAUAUCCAAGAUCACCUUCAAGGGGAAUCAGAGAACGUCCACACGCUUCGAGGCCAGCAAAGACAACACUAUCCAUCGGUUGGUAGUGAAGUCUUUCACACAGCAGGAUGAGGGGAAUUAUUUCUGCCUCACGAACAUCAACCAAAUGCUGUACUUCAGCCCUGGCCUGCCUGCCUUCUUCCCAGUCACCACCACAGUGGCACCCACCACAACAAGACCCACCACCCAGCAUGACAUCACCGAAAAGGAUCCGUUCCUGGAGACAUCAGAUCCAGAGACCAGCACAGAGAAUGAGCUGAAUUUCUUCUGUGAUCUUCUCAUCUGGGUUCCCUUGGCAGGUGUCUGCCUCCUGCUCCUCAUCGCCCUGGCCAUCACCAUCACACUCUGUCAACGCUGCCUCGGGAUCCAUGGCCAGAUGUAUGAGAUGAAGAUCAGGUUUCGUGACACCAUCACCCAGCUCCGGGUGGGACAGCGGCUGGAACUGGAGUGUCAGACUGACAAGAAGGACAGUGGCAUGUUCUGGGUCCGCCAGGACAAGAGUGGGACCCUUCACUGCAUUCUCUUCAUCUCCUCCAUAUCCAAAAUCACCUUCAAGGGGAAUCAGAGAACACCCACACGCUUCGAAGCCAGCAAAGACAACACUAUCCAUCGGUUGGUAGUGAAGUCUUUCACACAGCAGGAUGAGGGGAACUAUUUCUGCCUCAAGAACAUCAACCAAAGGCUGUACAUCAGCCCUGGCCUGCCUGCCUUCUUCCCAGUCAUCACCACACCAGGACUCAUCACCCAGCACAGCAUCACUGAAAAGGACCCCUGCAUCAAGACUCCAGAUCCAGAGACAACAAUGAAGGAAGAGCUGAAUUCCUUCUGUCACAUCUUCAUCUGGGCCCCCUUGACAGGCCUCUGCCUCCUGAUCCUCCAGCUCCUGAUGAUCACCAUCAUGCUGUGUCAACGUAAGACUCACCAGAACCCCCUCUAG